GGAUUAGUAGAGAGCGCGACAGCAACAAUGAAAGGCUGUGUCCUCCUCGCUGUUCUGUUGUUUGCCUUUUGCACUGUGAAAGCCACAACCAUUACUAUGAUUUCUACUGCAACUUCUGUACAACCAUCAUCUUCAACAAAAACCCUCAGCACAGCUUCCUCAGCCACGACCACUACUACGACUUCUACUGCAACUUCUGAACAACCAUCAUCUUCAACAAAAACCCUAAGCCCAGCUUCCUCAGCCACGACCACUACUACGACUUCUACUGCAACUUCUGAACAACCAUCAUCUUCAACAAAAACCCUAAGCCCAGCUUCCUCAGCCACGAUCACUACUACGACUUCUACUGCAACUUCUGAACAACCAUCAUCUUCAACAAAAACCCUAAGCCCAGCUUCCUCAGCCACGACCACUACUACGACUUCUACUGCAACUUCUGAACAACCAUCAUCUUCAACAAAAACCCUAAGCCCAGCUUCCUCAGCCACAACCAUUACUAUGAUUUCUACUGCAACUUCUGUACAACCAUCAUCUUCAACAAAAACCCUCAGCACAGCUUCCUCAGACAACACUUCUACUAAUGGAUAUUCCACACAGUCAACAUCCCCAACAACACUCAACAAUUCAAUUGAUUCAGACACUACUACUGCUAAUGAAAGUUUCCCAGAGUCAACAUCUUCAACAAUAAUCCCAACAUCUUCAACAACAGUCACCAAUCCAAUUACAUCAGUACCUCUCCCUUGUGAAGAAAAAACAUGUCCUUAUGAUGCUGUAUGUAUAAAUCUUAUGGACCAACAAUACACCUGCCGGUGUCCCUUUGGGUUCUACUACACAAAUACAUCAGGUUGCCAGAAAGGAAAAAUAUUCCCAGGUGAUUUAUCUCUGAAGAAUCUACCAUUCAAUAACUAUUUUGAAAAUGUAAAUUCUGCAGAAUACAUGCAGUUGUAUGAAAAUGUCACCCAAUUUUUCCAAACUGUAUUUAAUAAUGAGUCUACUUUCGAACAAACCAUCAUUUCAAGUGUGAAAUCAUCUUCAUCAACACUUAAAAGACUGAGAGCUGCUGAAAGGGCGAGCUUUACUGUGGUUUCAUUAAUCAAUAUGUUCGAUUCAAGCACCAGCUUAACUAGCACAGAAAUAAAUAAUCGUAUACAAAAGGCACUUAAUGAGGGUGGCUCAUCUUUUACAUCUGUACGUCCGUGUGAUACACCAGAAAUUAAGUGUGACAAGCAAACUACAGAGUGUGCUGAGAAAGAUGACGGCAGUAUUCCAGCCUGCGAAUGUAAACCAGGACUGGCUAAGAAGAAUGAUCAGGAGGACACCUCUUGUUUAUUAUGUAAUCAAAUUUGUUCCCAAGAAAACAACAAGCAAUGUAUCAUGAAAGAUGGCGGUAUUCCAGAGUGCCAAUGUAUGCCUAAUUUCUCUGAUAAGGAUGGACAAUGUCAGAAGUGUGAUUUUGGCUACUCUGGAGAAAACUGUAAAGACAAUUACAUGGCCAUCAUCGUAGGAGUAUCUGUUGCAUGUGGGAUUGUUAUUGUAGUCUUAGCAGGAGUGCUCAUUUACAGAUCACUCAGAGCAAAAAAAGAACCUAAGCCUGAGAGGAGGAGUUUGUUAAGCAAUGACUAUUCGGCUACGGAAAGAGAUUAUAAAAGCAAAUCUGCCACAAAAAUUGCUCCUACAAAGAAAAUCUUCCCCAGAAUCCAAAUGGAGAACUCAGCUGGCCAAGGAGGCCAGGCAAGAAGUAAUGAAGAGGGAAGCGUAGCAAACAUGGCUUACCUUCCUGAGCAAGACUAUGAUGAUGCUGAUCCUUCCUCCUUUGAAAUGACAACCAGAAGCAAAUUCUGAGUCCAUUCUUAAGGAAGAUUGACCUACUAUGAAUAUGAAUACUGGCGAUGAAGAACUGUCCUCCAACCAUUUGAAGAUAUUGUUGCUUGGCUGAAAAUAUUGUACUGAAAAAACAGGACUGAAUAUAUUGUUGAAAUCUGGUAACUAACUCUAAAAAAGUACAUGCUACUUGGAUGAAACUAUAUGUUGUUCUUAUUUAACCAGUGGAAGAAAGCAGAGAAAUGCAUAUUAUUAUCCACCAUCGUUUUCAGAUGGCUUUCACUGUAUGCACCACCUCAGAUGAUAAGACAGCACAGAAAGCAGAUGGGGCAUUAUCACUUUAACUGCUAUAUUGUCUAACAAUGUUUCCUUCAUCUGCUAUUAUUAUUCUUGAUUGUAUCUUAAGGCAAGGAUUGGCAAUAGAGUUGAAUUCUGCUAGGAGCUGUGUGGGGACGAAUGGAUUAAAAACAAUUCAUAAAUUUUCCCUUUUAAACCUAAAUCUCUCAUUCUAUUAUACGAUAAGCUCUUAGCCAAUUUCUCCAUCUCUCCGUGUUUUCCUUCCCACCCCUUCAUCUGACCCUCACGUUCUCUGUAUUUUUAAGGCAACUGCAAUGUUCAAUUUCAUCAGGAAUUUUUGCAGGGUGGGAGUUGCAGGUUUUUUUUUUUAAUGAAGAAAUACUUUCCUGCUUAUCUGGGGAGUUCCCCUUCUCAAUAUGUAAAGUUUUGCCUAUGGAGCCCCCUGGUUCUCUGCCCCAAAGUUUCUUAUUAGAGGGACCCACAUCUGGAGGCCUCAGAGGAAUCAAGGAAAGGGGGGAAAUAAUUUGGAAAUUUUCUUCUGAGGAGCUUGAGUAGGCCCAUUUCUCUCUCUUUUCCUCCCUUUAACUAAUGCAAGAUGAGGUGGUAACUAGGUGGUUCCAGGGACUGUAGGUAGAACAUUCCAGUUUUGAAACCCCCGUCACAUAGGAUGUCCAUGUAACUAUAAAAUUAGCACAGAAUGGAGAAAAACUCUACAAAUCAUCUUUUUGUCUGCUGUGUUGGUUUUCUAUUUGCAGAGGUUAUUUUAACACAGGGGAACAUUCCAGAAUGUGAGCUUUCACCUCCUUCUAUGAAGUAGUGCAGUCCUUUUUUUUUUACUACCUCAGGUCUCUGCUCCUGCAUUAUCAUCUUAUUCUCUUGCAAGUAUCAACCAAGCACCCAACCACUAUCCAUUUCUUUCAAAAUUUUGGGUCUCAUGGGCCAUUCAGCUUAAAGUAGGGGACCAAGGCCAGAUCCAACCCACUCAGUUAGUGAGUAACUGGGCAUUCACUCACUGAACCAAAGUUAUGAAAAUAAUGAAGAGAACAUAAAUAAGGGAAGAACGAUUAGUUUGUUUGGAGUCAAAUUGCAAGUCAUGAGAACCAGAGCAUUGAGGUUCCUUUAUGCAGUAUUUAGAAAAAAGAUUUCCAGAUUUUGAGGCAUCUUUCACAUUGUAAUGGGUCUCUUUCACAUAUGAUGCCAAAGAGCACCUUAACACAAUAUUCAAGCAGGUCUCCACUUUACUGAUGGCAUUUUUAAGACACUCAAGGUACCUAUUUAAAGAAUAUGAAGCAUUCACACUGACAGUAUUUUGGAGUAAGAAUUAGGUUCUCAAACUGUAUGAUAGCCCCCCUAAAAAGCAUGGGCACCUGAAUGGAGAGGGUGAGAGGAUGAGGCAAGGUGAUGCUUCCUCCUCCCACAAGUUACAAACUUGGAAAGCUGAAUGCUUUCUGAGAGGGGAUCCUCCAUACUGGAUUUGUGAGGAAGAUUGUUUCCUCAAUGCCCAUCACCUUUUGGAAAGUUGGUAACACUCAAUAACAUUUCAAUAAAAGUUUAUACAUUUUGGCAAUAAUAUGACAAUCAUUUGUACAUAGUUUUGUCUCAAAUUCAGUUUGAAUAUUGUUCUAAGGAUGUUUUACUCUGUGUGGAUUAAGAAUGGGUUGAAAAUGUCCUGUUAUAUUUUUCUAGUGACAUUUGUGAAUCAAUGCCCCAGUCCUCAUACCCUUGCAUGCAGAAGCAUUCAUUUGUCUGCAAGCAAGGAAAUACUCGUUUGCAGUAUAGAUGGCUGGUGAAAGACUGAAAAAAGCAGAAGGGAGAAUAAGUUGAGAAUGUGGCUUGGGUUUGGUUAACAUACCAUGAUAUGGUUAACAUACCGUGAUACGUUAGAAUUUUCGCAAGAUGAAUAUAAAAUAAAGAGAAGAUUUAACAAUAGAAGGAUAUGCUUGUCAGUGGUUUUCUUGUUUGCAAAUCUUAGAAAGGUUUAAAUUAGAUAAAAGGCAUUAUGACUUUGAGCAAUCCAAAACUGAAUUUGAGACAGAACUAUGUACAAAUGAUUGUCAUAAUGUAUAAACUUCUAUUGAAAUGGGAGACAGAGGAAGAGCAAGUGAAAGAAUAUGAUUAAAUGGGCUAAAAAUUUUGGAUAUAAUAUACAAACGGAGCAGUGGGAAAAUAUGUGAUUAAAAGGAUUGAAAAAUUCACAUUAAGUUUGAGUCUUAAUGAGAAUUUUGACAAGACGAUGUACCGUUGGUAUAUGUCUCUGGAGAAAUUGGCCAAAAUGUAUAAAGGUACUUCAAGUUUGUGUUGGAAAUGUGAAUAACAUAAAGGAACAUUCUACCAUAUGUGGUGGACAUGAAAGAAAGAAAGAAAAAUUGGAUACAAAUACAAUUAUUAAUUCAGAAGAUUUUAAUAUAGAAAAAAAAUCAGAGUCUUUUCUUUUGGGAUUAAUGGACACCCAGCUGGAAAGAAGUCAUGGAACUUUGUUUUUAUAUAUGACAACAGUAGUGAGAUUAUUAUAUGUGCAAAAGUGGAAGAAUCCAAUACUGCCUACAAUAAAUGGUUGGUGAAGGUGCUGGUACUUGCAGCAAUGGGUAAUCUUACUUCACUAAUUAGAGAAAAGACAAUAAGUUCAUUUAUUUCUGGGAGGAAAUCCUUUAUAGACUUUUUGCAUGAAACAGAUAAUAAUGAUUUGAUGAUUUGUGGGCAUGAUGAAUAAUGAAUUUGGACAAUAGAAUAAAGGGUUUUCUUUGUAAACAUAGAGUAAGAGAAAAUUUUGUAAUGAUAUCUAUAUUUGUCACAGAGAAAAUGGGAAGCUUUCUUUUAGUUUAAAUAGGGUUUUUGUCCUUUUUCUAUAUUUUAGUUUGUUUUUGUUAGUUGUUACUCUUUUUUCUUUUAUAUAAACUUUAAUUUAAAAAAGAGACAAUGUGGCCUGGGUUUAAAAGUUUGACAAGCACAGAUGUCAGGCAUGGCUUUUAGAAUCAUUUUUUAAAACUCUGCAGUUACAAAUGGCUGCUGGUCCUGUAUUGCUGAAAGCUCUACUCUAUUAUGAAGUGACUAUUACAAAAUUGUACCUUAAUUGUCACAGAAUCAGGAUUUUGAGGGAAAUGCUAAGACUUGGGAGUAACCUCAAUGAAUUCAGUAGGUCUUAUUUUAAAUCAACAUGCAUAUGGUUGGGAUGUAUAGAAUCCAGAUUUAGUUCCAAGUACCAAUCCAGAUGGCUCUGAAUACAGAUGUGGUGAUGUUUUUCAUGCUUGAGGACUCAGAUAUGUAGUCUGGGUCCAGCAGAUAACUAGCAAAUCCAAAGCUAAAUUUACAUAGAACAAAAACAGAUUUGCUAACUCUCCCAUUUUUAGCUAGAUAUUCCAGUUUUACAGCUAUUCUCUGCCAGAAAAAAGUGGCUUUAGUUAUUUGUGAUUACUUUUUGUUAUAGCUAUGAGAAAUGUUUGUUUCUCUUAAGAUUUUUAUUGCCCCCUAUAAGUAUUUAUAUUGCCCUGCUUCUUUCUUCCCUGUCUCUCAUAUUACCAACUUCCCUUUAUUAUUUGUUUAUGGACUUCUUAACCUAUUUCCCACCAGUAAAAUCCAUUUUAAUUAUACAUAGCACAGCCAGGUAUAUAUAUAUAUCUAUGAAUAUUUAACUAGCUUAGGUAUGUGUAAAGUAUUUUAAUCUAACUAUCAUGUUAAAGUUUAGAGAUCUUUAUUUUCAUUUAUGCCUACCUGUAUUUUAUGGAAUAUAGAGUUAGUCAUCAUUCUUCUGUGCAGUCCCACAUUGGGACACAUUGGGACUGCACAGGCGCAGGCCUCUUGCGGAGAGAUUUCUCUAACUUUUAAAAUUCAUAAGGGAGUGUUCUGCCUUUACUGCACACAUGCAGGAGUUUCCCACCGAAAUACGGGUAGAGAGAAGGAGCUUCCCUAUUUUCUUUAGUUCUUUCACCACCACCAUUGAGAAGGUUCUUCCUAACUCAUCUUGCUUACCUCGAUUUUCUUCACUUGUGUAUCUCUGUUGAUUUCGUCAUAUUUCAAGAAUCACCUAAAAAUAAAUAAAUGAAAGAAACAAGUUCACAAGGUGAAAUAAAAUGGUUUACACUGAUGAGCGCAAUAUCACCUGCUGUGUCUAAGGGAACCUAUAACAUAUUGGCUUUCAGAGGUUCAGGCCAAAAUGCCAGAAGUGACAGAGCUUCUUGGCCCAUAAUGGUGUUAUGGGAGAAAGUUCCCUCAGGCUCAUUUACCUGGCAGUAAAGUUAUCUGGCGCGAUGGAGCCACCAGCCCAAUCCAAACUUCAGCCAUCAGUUCUGGGGGCUAGAUCUUCUAAUCUGAAGAAAUGUCGGCCAUCAAUUCCAACUGUUUCCCGUCGGGUUCCUGUUCAGUGACAAGCAAUGCCCUUCCUGGUCGCUCACCCGAACACAAGAAACAUCACUCACCGGAUCUGACCAUACAGAACAUGCCACCUCUGAACUGCCUGUUAAAGAGGCAAAAUAGCAAAUCUAAGCCUGUGGCGGCUCAGGAGAACUGAGGGAAAUAGGGGUGCUCUGCCACUCUAUCUGUGUUUUGGCAGGAAAUGCCUGCACACACACCGCAAAGAUGGAGCGCCCCUUUAUGGAUUUUAAAAGCUAGAGAAAUUUCUCUGUGGUAGGCCUGCGCAUGCGCAGUCCCAAUGUGUGCCUGCACAGAAGAAACUCAACAAACAACAGUUAUAGGUAAGUGCAACCCUGUUUCUUAUUCCAUAAAACUGACCAUUAUAAUGUUUUUAGAUACCUCAAUUUCCUUGUAUAAAUGGCUUUCUUACUUAAAAAACGGUCAUUCAUGCAUGGUGUCUUGCUCAAUAAGUCUAUACCCAAGCAUACCAUCAUGAAUAAAGACUGCUUUGCCACAUAUGCCAGCAUUGGGAGACAACUGCCAGUACCCAAGUCCUAACAUAUGUACAUCAUAAUAAAAGAGUCCAUGUGGUAUAGUGGUUAGAAUGUUGGAUUGAGACUAGGUUCAGAUCCUUGUUCAGCCAUAAAACUGACUGGAUGACCUUAAGCCAGACAUCAACAUCUGUGAGCCCCACCUAUUUCACAGGACUUUUGUGAAGAUAAAAUUUGAGAAGGAUGCCCUGAAAUUCUUGGGGGAAGAAAAGGACAAAAGCGUUAUUGAAAUAAUUCACAUAUGACCAUUAAAAAUGAUGUACAAAUAAGCUAUCUACUGCAGUGUAAAUAAAAUACUACACCAGCCA
This is a messenger RNA of Eublepharis macularius, 7327 nucleotides long. RefSeq names its product mucin 13, cell surface associated (gene MUC13). Bases 28 to 1845 code for a protein of 605 amino acids. The record is from RefSeq and is a predicted model, not a curated record. The transcript is spliced from 19 exons. NCBI's taxonomy places the organism in Eukaryota, Metazoa, Chordata, Lepidosauria, Squamata, Eublepharidae.